UCCAAUUAACUGCUAAUCGAAUCGCAGAUUAGAUAAAUUGUUUCGCAAACAAUUAACCAGAAAAAUGUUGAAAGAUAAUUAAGCUUAUCAUCAAAUCGAAAAAAAAUCCUUCCAUCUCAAUAAAGACAAUUAACUGAUUGAAACUGUAAUUUUCACAGAGCAAGUGAUUUGUUAUUUUAAAUUAAAUUUGAUAAUCAAUUGAUUAUCGCCCAGUUGAACCUCGGUGGUCCGAGGUGCGGGCUUCAAACCCGUAGCUGAUUAGCGUCAGAGUGGUUCAAUUCCACCUACUGGGCGGUCGAAUCGUGAUUAGAAUCCGACUUAAUUAGCCUUCUUUUUGGUCCAAUUAACAUAAAUUGUAAUCUAAUGAAUGUAAUUCACAAUUGAUUGGCGAGUGAAAAUUAUCCCUUGACUCUUAUCCUGAUGAUUAGUUGAUUGUUAUUGUUGAUUUUGUUUCUCUUUCAUGUUUAUCUUUAUGUUGAUUUAGUUUUAGUUACUAAUUGAUUUUAAAUGCAAAUUUAUCAAUGAAUUGUAAUUUCUGUACCUGUUUAACUAUCGUUGGAUUUUAUUAUUGUUUAAUUGUAACUGGGCAACAAUUUAAAUUACCUUUAAGUUUAUCUUCAGUUGAAAAAUUUUAUGAUUUAUCCAAUUCGAGUUUAUAUCAAUUAAAAUCUAUUUUAAAUCAUUUUGAUGUGAUUUUUAUUGCUUUCACAUUUACAUUUGAUUCUUAUAGACAAAUGAAAUAUGAUUUAAUCAAAGUUUCUGAUAAUUUGUCGCAAUUCAAACCAAUUAUACCGAUUGCAAGGUUUGAUUGUUCAACUGAAUCCGGAUUAAAGGUUUGCUAUGAAUUCAAUAUAAUAUCUAAUCCGACUUUAGCUCUUAUCAGAUAUGGAGCAAUUUAUAAAGUGUACCAUUUAUCUCGGGAUUCAGAUACAAUGACCAAUUGGAUUAAGCAGAAAAGUCAUCUCAUCUCGACGAGAUUUUGGUCUUACAGUGAAUUAAAUCAAGUGAUUAAAAGAAAUGAUGAAAUAAUUGUAGUGGCGAUUUUCUCGGACAAUCGAGAUGAUUUAAUCGAGUUGUAUCAUGAAGCCACAAUGAGAGUGAGGGAGAAAUCUUUUCCCUCUCAAGACUUUGUCCAUAUCGUUGAAGAAACGGCCACGGGAAACAAUUGGCAACUCGAUGGACUCGGAGCAAAAUCAGGAAUUAAUUGGAAAAGUCCAUUGAUUAUCCUUCGUCGACCUAAAUGGUUAUUCACACCAUUAGAAGAGCCGAUUGUCUUGUAUCCCAUUCAAAGUAACGAGCACAUCGGUCAAUGGAUACAACGCAAGGCCUUCGGUACCAUUGGUUGGGUCACUAGGGACAAUCCAUUGGAAGAUUUCAAACCUCCGACAAUCGUUGCCUUUUAUGAUUACAACUUUUUUAAUCGACCGACAUUUUCCCACUCUUGGCGUAAUCGUAUUAUCCUGGCAUCCAGAAAAUUCACCGAAAUCAAUUUCGCCAUCGGCUCGUCAAGCCAAUACAAGAAUAUGUUAAAAAAAUAUGGAAUUAAAAUUGCACGAAGCAACGAUCCACCCGUUUUUAUGGCCUUCGAUGGGUUUGGGUCAAUUUUCGUGAUGAGAGAUGAAUUUGAUGAGCGAAAUUUAGCUCAAUGGAUUAACCAUUUUUCUUCAGGUUUAAUUGCUCCAAUAUCAGAUUCGCAAGAUCAAUUUUACGAAUUAGAAUCGAGAACUAAUUUAAUCACUGAUGUUGAUUUAACUCGAGAAAUAACUGGUAAUUCAUUUCAUAAAUUUGUCUCUCACAAUCCAAAGGAUAUUUUGAUUCGCUUUACUGAUCCAAAGUGUAAAUGGUCCCAACAAUUUGAUUACUAUUGGAAGGAAUUAGCAGCUGAAUUAUCUGGCGAAUCUAAUCUUGAGUUAAUCUCAUUGGAUGGUACAGUUAAUACAAUUCCAUCGCAAUUUAAGGUUGAACAAUUUCCGACUCUCUAUUUGAUUCCAAGUGAGACCAAGGAAAAAAUUAAAUACAAAGGAGGGAAAAGGUUACAUGAGUUGAUACAAUUUGUGGCUAAAAAUGUUAACAGUGAGUUGAUUAACUUUCAUCGAGAUGGUUCCCGACGAUUAAAGCAAAUCGAAGGUAACAAAAACAGAAUUAUGAUUAAAAUUGAUCAUUGA
Molecule: messenger RNA, 2165 nt
Organism: Panonychus citri (citrus red mite)
Lineage: Eukaryota; Metazoa; Arthropoda; Arachnida; Trombidiformes; Tetranychidae
Product: protein disulfide-isomerase A3-like
Biological process (GO): response to endoplasmic reticulum stress; protein folding
Cellular component (GO): endoplasmic reticulum
Molecular function (GO): protein disulfide isomerase activity
Source: RefSeq, a predicted model, not a curated record